AACAAGACCGGAAGUAGAUUAGAAUAGAGUUUUAUUUAUUUGUAAAGUAUAUAAAGAAAUUAUUUGAAUAAAUUGGAAGUGAAUUGUAAGAUAGUGGUGUGUGGCUGUAUGUAAACAGAAGAAACAGAAGCUUGAGACGAAGAAUAAAUUAGCUUAUCGUUAGAGCUCUCCAUUUCACCAUAAAUCGUGCAGCAGUUUGCUACAUUUUACAGUUAUGAAAUGUAAGUGCUGCAUCAUUUAAGGUGGUACGAAGAGUGGAAUUAGAAGCUGUAGGUAUUUGCUGUUUUGCAUUUAGAGCUCCUGACACAACUUUCAACUCUCUCUCUCACUCUCACUCUCACACACACACACACUCUUACACUCUCUUUCUCACUCUCACACUCACUAUAUACACACACUAGUAUAAACACGGGAUGUGUGAGGCUGAUGAGAUCUCCCGGGCGGUCUGCGAGCACUACCACUCUCUGCCCCGGAGAGGAAAGCCUGAGGCCGGGCUGCAGUGGACUCUACUUGCCGCUGUUGUAAAGAUCAGCGAGGGAGCCUCCGGACAAAGCGUCCAGAGGGAGGUCGUGGCUUUGGGGACUGGAACCAAGUGCAUCGGCCGCUCUGCAAUGAGCUGUAAAGGCGAUGUUUUGAAUGAUAGCCAUGCGGAGGUGAUUGCACGCAGGAGCUGUGUAAGGUAUCUGAUGGAGCAGCUGUGUAAAGCACUGCGGGGUGAACAGGAUUCUGUGUUCUGUCCCGCUGACCAGAAAGGGAAAUGGAAACUUCGACCUGAAAUCUCCUUCAUCUUCUUCACCAGCCACACACCCUGCGGCGAUGCCUCCAUCAUCCCUAUGACUGACAGCCAGAUGCAGCCCUGUCCACCAAUAAGGGGGCAGAAGGACAGCCCCUCAACCAAUCAGGAUUUGGAAACGGGAGACGUGAGGCAGAUUGAUGAGACUGAAGGAGUGAGGAAGAGGAUGAGAGUCUCAGCAGAGUCCCUUCAGCAGCAGCCCUCAAAUGAAGAACAUGGAACUGCAAAGAGUGACUCUACCCAGCAGCCUGACCUCCACCGCACCGGAGCCAAGUGUGUGCCUGGGGGCCCGACAGACCCUUUGGGUUCUGGUUUGGAAUUCCACAGGGUGGGGUUGCUACGGGUGAAGCCUGGUCGUGGGGAGCCCACCCUGUCACUCUCCUGCAGUGAUAAGAUUGCUCGCUGGACCGUGGUGGGCUUCCAGGGGGCGCUACUGAGCCACUUCCUGCAGGGAGGACUGUACUUUAGAGCGCUGGUGGUGGGGAAGUGUCCCUACAGCCAGUUUGCCAUGGAAAGAGCAUUGAAAAGGGGCGCUCAAGUGUCUGGCCUUCCUGAGGGGUUUUCAGUCCACAUCCCAAAGCUGCUGCAGUCCAGCCUGAAGUUCAUCCACAGCCGUGAACACACACACCUUUCCCACAACAGCACUCAGGCCAGAGUGGUGCCAUGUGGAGCAGCUAUAAGCUGGUGUGCUGUCUCCAGGCAGCCUCUAGAUGUCACUGCUAACGGCUACAAACAGGGAGUGACCAAAAAGGCAGUGGGGACGGCUCGCGCUCGGUCUUUAAUUAGCAAGUUGGAGCUCUUUCACUCCUUCCUGGAGCUGCUGACCAUCGCUGAUGACUCUCAGCUUCCAGAGUCCCUCAGGCUCAGCCCUGCCCUGCAGACUGAGGAAAUGAAAGCAAUAGUUGGAAUGAAAAGAAGAAUAAAGAGUGGUAAGGAGCUAUGGUCGUACUGGGACUAUAAACAAGCAGCGGAGGAAUACCAGCAGGCCUGGGCUGUGCUUCGGUCUCAAGUGUUCCCUCUUUGGCCCCAAAGCCCCCGUGAGCUGCUGCUGUUCUGCCGAGACCCUCACAGUGCUGCAAACAGGCCAGAUUUAUCCGGAACAGCCACAGCAGUACUGAAGCAGUCCUUAAAGGCAGUUCCUGAAUAGAAAUAGUUCUUCUUAACCCUUACAUGUCAAAAGUUACUAUUUGUAUUUACUGUACUUUUAUGUAUCAUGUAAGAAAAUAACUGUAUAAUUAAUUACAUUAAAGUCAGAAUUGUUUACAAUUGAGACUUUAAAGGGUUAACAAUAGGGGCUGUUCAAGAUGAGCUUUUGCAAAGAGGAGGUCAUAACCCAAGGCUCUGUCGGCAGAGAUGUGUUAAAUAGGCUUUCAAUCCAGAAGAAGCUGAGCUUGUGCAUGCACACACACACACAAGUUAAUUACACUCGACUGCAUCUUACUCCAAAUGUAGGCAAUCAGGCAAGUUCUGUUUGGAGCUUUAGUUUUACAGUGGUAUUACAAGGCUAAUAUAGCUCAGUUAGCAUAGCACUAAAUGUUUUUAUUCAUCACACACUCUACACAGUUAAGCUUUCAGAGAGAGAAAUCCGGUGUGAAAUGGACUUGGGGUGUAGUGAAACAUGAUGAGUACAAAUUUUUGUCGAAUAGCCCUCCUCCAUUUAUCCCCAUCAUUCCGAAAUACAACGCUUUUAGCUGGUGCUCCCAGCAGGCAAAGAUAUUGCCAUUAACAAGGGCAAAGUAGCUCCACACUUCAUUAAUAGAAUUCUGAGCGCCCUGACAUUUAAAACAAGGCAUCAGGAACUUUUAAAGUUUCCAGAUUUUGCUGAACAUAUCUCUGUAAUAUUCCUGAAAUUAAUUUUGCAAUGUUCCCCUAUUCCACCUACUUGUUUGUGCUAAUCAGUCGACUUAUUGAGAUACUGUAUGUAUAAACAGCAUCUUUAAUAAACUACCUGUGCACUUUCAAA
Molecule: messenger RNA, 2756 nt
Organism: Astyanax mexicanus (Mexican tetra)
Lineage: Eukaryota; Metazoa; Chordata; Actinopteri; Characiformes; Acestrorhamphidae
Gene: adat1
Product: adenosine deaminase tRNA specific 1
Exons: 10
Coding region: 414-1940 (508 amino acids)
Biological process (GO): RNA processing
Molecular function (GO): adenosine deaminase activity; RNA binding
Source: RefSeq, a predicted model, not a curated record